Molecule: messenger RNA, 615 nt
Organism: Arthroderma uncinatum
Lineage: Eukaryota; Fungi; Ascomycota; Eurotiomycetes; Onygenales; Arthrodermataceae
Exons: 1
Coding region: 1-615 (204 amino acids)
Source: RefSeq, a predicted model, not a curated record
AUGGCUACAUCUGUCGACUCCACGCUAUUGAUAGGGCUCCCGGAGGGGACACCUCGGAUCAAGUAUACCACUAUGAGGAAGCUCAAGAACCUGGUCGAUAAAACAGUUAAGGCAUGCAGUUCAGAUACUUCUCAUAACCAUAGCCCGUUUAUCGUCGCUAAAGACAUACCACCUACUAUUCUUGAGGAAUUUGAUAAAAUUUACCCAGACAAGGGUCCAAGGCUAUCAGCAAACAUCAAAGAGAGGAUCCUUCUUUUAAAGAUCACGUCGGGACCAGGUCAUGAAACCGCAGUCGCAGCCGUGGAAUACUAUAUCAAUCGUGAACUGGAAAAAAUGAACCUUGAUGAAACAAUUAUCAUAUCUGGUAGUACAAGAGCAACAGGUAGUACCUCCGUUAAGGAACCAGACGGCGGCUUUACACGAGGACAUCACAGCUGGCCAACUUUGGUUAUUGAGGGCGGUGCAUCCGAGUCCGCUACUAAAUUAAAGAUGGAUGCGCAGUGGUGGUUAGAAAGUAACGAAUCGAUAACGGAGAUUGCUUUAACGAUUGAGGUCAGUCGGGAUUCUCCUACAAUCACUUUCCAGAAGUGGGAGCGCCCAGUAAAGAGAGAAUAA